Messenger RNA from Aspergillus eucalypticola CBS 122712, 3139 nucleotides. RefSeq names its product putative mucin family signaling protein Msb2. Gene Ontology annotation, cellular component: extracellular region; plasma membrane; site of polarized growth. Gene Ontology annotation, molecular function: osmosensor activity. Bases 120 to 3032 code for a protein of 970 amino acids. The record is from RefSeq and is a predicted model, not a curated record. NCBI's taxonomy places the organism in Eukaryota, Fungi, Ascomycota, Eurotiomycetes, Eurotiales, Aspergillaceae. The transcript has a single exon. Gene Ontology annotation, biological process: osmosensory signaling pathway via Sho1 osmosensor; signal transduction involved in filamentous growth; establishment of cell polarity.
UUCUGGAGGUUCCCAUCUGAGCCUUCGCUCUGUCCAUUCAUUUCAGCAUUGUUACGGUCUUUUCGACCACCUGACCACUCUUUAUCGCCUGCUAUUGUUACCCAACCAUUCGAAUCAAUAUGAUUGCGCCCACAACUUCGUUGUUGGCCGCGUUCCUGUCCUUGGGCGGCCUCGAGCUCGUCGCAGCCCGGGAGGCAGGACAGAUCCGGGACUUGGGAGCGCGUGAGGUUAGCUCCGCCGUUACUGGUUCCUCCCAGCCCGUUACGCCUGUCGAGUUGACAACCAGGUCCGAAACGAGUACGCAUGAUUCAGCGCCCGCUUCGGACAAUGAAAAAACAAGCCCGAUCGUUGACCCUUCACCUGUUGUUAUCGUUGUUCCUGUAACCAUUUCCGUGGACGCCAAUGGUGUUACGCAUACUAUUGUGGGUACGGCACCCAACGUUCCCGGUGCUUCAACGACAACUAGCUCUACCCUUGAGCGUGCAGAGAGUACCCCGGCGGCAGCUGCUGCUACUUCGACGGCGAGCGCGACUACAUCCGACAAGGAUUCAACUACCAGUGACUCGGCAAAGCAGAAGUCUACAUCCGAAUCCGAGAAGCACACUUCCGCGUCUGAAGCGUCAGCGAAACCAGAGGCAGCUUCUUCGUCAGCAGCAGCAACGACGGCAGAGACAGCUUCUUCGUCGGCCGCAGCGGCGGCAGCAGCAGCUACUACAUCUAGCCAGAGUUCGUUGGCUGACUCCUGGGAGAGCUUCAUUUCAAGUAUCUUGGGUUCCUCUACCAGCACCAGCGCAACCUCCACGGCCAGCCCUACCGCAUCGCCAGCCGAGUCCAGCUCUGCAACCCCCGCUCCCGCUUCAAGCUCUGCCGGCGUCAUUGUAGAUGUCACCUCAAGCAAGAGUUCUACAAGCGAUAGCUCGACGACUUCGGAGAGUUCUACGGCUAAGGAAUCCACCACUCAAAUCUCUUCCAGCCCAGCAUCCUCGACCCCUGCUUCCACUACGGAGUCUUCGGCCGAGGCUUCGCAGUCGGAAUCUGCAACUCCUAGCUCGAAGGCAGAGACUUCGAGUCAACUUCUCACUAGCCAGAGCGCAUCUGCCCAGAGUUCUUCCGCUCAGGUCCCUCUGGCUGAGUCUACUUCGAAGUCCGAGUCUUCAACCCAGAGCUCCUCGAGUCAGGUUACAUAUGUUCAGGCCACCUCGUCAGGCGCAGCCUCUCAGACUACUGGGUCAGCAUCCUCGAGCCUCAUCCCGUCUGCAUCUGAAGACGUGACCUCUUCCUCUUCCACCCCCUCAUCAUCAGGAGGUGUCCUCGGCUUCCUCUCGGACCUCUUCCCUACUACCACCACUUCCAGCGGAUCUGCCUCUGCUACUAGCAAGAGUGCAAGCGAGUCUGCCGACUCCAGUGCUUUCCCUCUGAGCCUCCCUACCAUCCCCGUUAGUGUUCCUGUGGUUACGCCUGCCUCAUCUUCUGGAUCGGUCAAUAUUGUUUCUGCCCUACUUGGCACAUCCUCAGGCGCUUCCUUGGAACCUUCGGCCAUUAGUCUGGGUAUAUCGGCCACUUCGACGGCUCUUAUUCCCGGAGCUUCCAGCGGAACCCAGAGCUCCUCAGCGGGAGCCUCGACUCCUAUCAGCAGUGGUGUUGGCAUUGUCAUCAUGCCCACUUCGACUGAAUCUGAUUCUGCUUCCGUCUCAGGAUCUGCCUCGACGGGUCUUUUUGGAACCACUUCUGAAUCAGCAUCUUCAUUGGCUUCUGGAUCCGCCUCUGGAUCUGCAGGCGUCAUUCCUACAUCGGUGUCUGGAUCCGUUUCGGGAUCUGCAGGUGUUAUUCCUACAUCGGCUCCUGGCUCUGCAUCUGGAUCUGUGUCGGGAUCUGCUUCUGGAUCCGUUUCAGGCUCUGCCAUUGGCACCAGCUCUGCAUCCAAGUUUACCUCCAUUUCUGGCCCUGCCUCUUCGAUACCCUUGAUCACUUCCACCCAGGAAUCCUCGGGUCUGGUAUCUGCGACGCCUUCCUAUGCCCCGUCCACUACCAGCAAGGAAACGCCCACGCCUAUCGCACAACCCACCACGACGACCACCUCGGCCGCUGAGACGACUGUAGCCCCCAAACCGACCACGACCACCUCCGAUUCUGACAACUACCUGCCGUCAAGCAUUCUCGUGGUUGAGCCCACGACUACUACGUCACUGAGCACGGGCACAGCUACCCAUUCGAGUACCAGCACUGCUGCUGCUCAGCUUCCUGGAUCGAUCUCUCCUUCUGGUGGUCUUCCCGAUCAGCCGGCCAACGAUACCUUGGUCCAAAUCGGAUUCAAUGGCAAACUGCGCUGGAGCUUUGUGGCCACAACGCCCUUGUCUUCCUCCCAGAUCUUCUUGUAUGUUCCCGAGGGUAUGGGCUACGCGUUGCAGCUCAAUGACUCUGACGUGGUCAUGUACGACCUCCAACCCUACGACAACUCGGCAAGCACUGGCUACAUUGCUACCGUUGCGCUGAUGUACAUCCCUUCGGAUGACGUUGACACCCUGAGGAAGAUGCUCCACAACCCCAUUUCGAGGCUCUACGAGCAGCCCAACGAGACGGUCAAGACAUUGAUGUCCAUGAUCGACCCUUCCAUCCCUCUUCUGGUGGGCGACUCGGGUUCUUCCAGUGGCAGCUCGUCCAACAGCGGUGGAUCGGGUAGCAGCAGCAGCAACGGCGAUGGCAGUGACGGUGACUACGACCAAAGCGAUGCUGGUACCAGCUCAUCUGGAACCACCAAGGCUAGUGCCGUUGGUAUCGGAUGUGGUGCUGUGGCCGGUGCUGCAGCAUAUGGUGCUGGUAUGUUCUGGGUUGCGCGUCGGUACCGGAAGAAGCGCCAGUUGCACCAGCGCUCCCCCUCGAGCGUCGACCAGAUGAGCGAAGGCCGCGGCGCUGGGUCCGUCUUCGGCGCAGGUGGCCGUCUCUCCCGCAACAGCCAGAACAGCCGGGGCACUGGCCGCACCCAGAUGAUCAGCGCGCCGGUGAUGGCCGAGAACUCGCUCGGCUGGAACUAAGCCCAUCAGUAUCUCUCUUUUUAAACCAUGGAUCGUGUACUUUGUUCAAUACUAGACAGGGCCAAAAUAUAAGCCGAAGUCAUGACGCAACGCUCUAGAGAGGUUGU